Molecule: messenger RNA, 1041 nt
Organism: Fonsecaea erecta
Lineage: Eukaryota; Fungi; Ascomycota; Eurotiomycetes; Chaetothyriales; Herpotrichiellaceae
Product: 60S ribosomal protein L3, variant
Exons: 3
Coding region: 1-1041 (346 amino acids)
Biological process (GO): translation; ribosomal large subunit assembly
Cellular component (GO): cytosolic large ribosomal subunit; ribosome
Molecular function (GO): structural constituent of ribosome; RNA binding
Source: RefSeq, a predicted model, not a curated record
AUGGGAUACAAGGCCGGGAUGACCACCAUCGUCCGCGACCUUGAUAGACCUGGCGCGAAGAUGCACAAGAAGGAGAUCGUCGAGGCCGUCACUGUCAUCGAGACACCCCCCAUGAUCGUCAUCGGCCUCGUUGGCUACAUCGAGACACCCCGUGGCCUGCGCUCCCUGACCACCGUGUGGGCAGAGCAUCUCUCCGACGAAGUCAAGCGCCGCUUCUACAAGAACUGGUACCGAUCGAAGAAGAAGGCUUUCACCAAAUACGCAAAGAAACACUCCGAGAACAAGGGUUCCUCCAUCACUCGGGAACUCGAGCGCAUCAAGAAAUACUGCACCGUCGUCCGUGUGCUUGCUCAUACUCAAAUCCGCCAGACCCCUCUCAAGCAGAAGAAGGCGCACUUGAUGGAGAUCCAGAUCAACGGUGGCAGUGUAGCAGACAAGGUCGAAUUCGGCCACGGACUGUUCGAGAAGCCGGUUGAGAUCGACACCAUCUUCGAGCAGGACGAGAUGAUCGACUGCAUUGCCGUCACCAAGGGUCACGGUUUCCAGGGUGUCACCAGCAGAUGGGGCACCAAGAAGCUUCCCAGAAAGACGCACAAGGGUCUGAGAAAGGUCGCUUGUAUCGGUGCUUGGCAUCCCUCGCACGUCCAAUGGACGGUUGCCCGUGCUGGUCAGAUGGGUUACCAUCACCGUACCUCUGUCAACCACAAGGUGUACCGCAUUGGCAAGGGAAAGGAUGAGAAGAACGCCGCCACCGACUUCGACGUGGUGAACAAGCAGAUCACACCUAUGGGCGGUUUCGUCCGCUAUGGCGAGGUCAAGAACGACUUCGUCCUCCUCAAGGGCUCCGUCCCUGGCGUCAAGAAGCGAGUCAUGACCCUCCGCAAAUCCAUGUUCCCCCACACCUCCCGCAAGGCUCUGGAGAAGGUCGAGCUCAAAUGGAUCGACACGUCCUCAGAGUUCGGUCACGGCGCGUACCAGACACCCCAAGAGAAGAGGCAAUUCUUGGGUACGCUCAAGAAGGAUCUUGUUGCCGCUUCGUAA